This is a messenger RNA of Opisthorchis viverrini, 1139 nucleotides long. RefSeq lists its product as hypothetical. Gene Ontology annotation, biological process: negative regulation of apoptotic signaling pathway. The record is from RefSeq and is a predicted model, not a curated record. The transcript has 8 exons. The coding region runs from base 89 to 931 and encodes 280 amino acids. Lineage: Eukaryota; Metazoa; Platyhelminthes; Trematoda; Opisthorchiida; Opisthorchiidae. Gene Ontology annotation, cellular component: Golgi apparatus; endoplasmic reticulum; membrane.
CUGGAAAUCGAUUUUCUUUUUUGAACGGGUAUGUGAUGUAUGGACAGCAAGCGCAUGGGUUCACCUUGGCGAAUGCUCAUUUGGAAUAAUGCACCCUGGCCAACAAUUUUACCAAGACCCGUAUUCUCCUGGACAAUAUGGUAUGCCACAGCAGGCCUAUCCAGGUCAGGUUCAGAUACCUCCACAAUUCUAUCCUCAGCAACCCGCCUACUCACAGCAACUUUAUUGGCAGCAGCCACACAGUUCACCAUCGUAUCCACAAGGCUAUGAACAGCAACAGCAACAUGGGUCAUACAGAAAUAUAUUCGCACUACGCCCAAAACAAACGGCUGACAGUUUUUCCUCAGCCGGUUUCGACGAUGUGGAGAUACGAAAUGCGUUCAUUCGCAAGGUGUAUCUGAUACUGUUCGCCCAACUGACAAUAACGGCCGGCGUUGUUGCGCUCUUCAUGUAUAUAAAUUUCCAAGUUUGUUCGAAGGAAUCCCAUUCUAUUCCAUGCAUCCCUACGCUAGUGAUGGCUUACUUCGCCGGAGUUAUUAGUUGCAACUAUGGAACUCUCUCAGUGUUGUCAGCUGUGGGUGUAACGGCGGUUACCUGCCUCAUCGUUACUGUGUUCGCCAUGACGACGUGCAUCGAUUUCACAAAAUGCUAUUUGGUAAUUGCAGUGCUCUCAGUUGUACUGAUUUUGUUUGGCAUCGCCUGUCUGGUGGUCUAUUAUGUGCUUGGCUAUAGCAAGCUUUUGCAUACCAUCUACGGUGGCGUCACUGCAUGUUUCUUUGUCUUGUAUAUCAUACUUGAUACCCAAAUGCUUAUUGGCGGCCGGAGUGCUGAAAUCAGUCCGGAAGAGUAUAUUUUUGCCGCGGUUCAACUAUACGUGGAUAUUAUUAACCUGUUCCUCAUCAUUCUCAGUUUGACUGGAAGCAGAGACUAAGAUGAAAUUCAUCAGGGAUUGCUAAGCUUCUAUUGAAUCACAGCUAGAAAAGGGGGAUUUCCGUCCAAGAUCCUGCGAAAGGUGGCUCAAACGCAGGAGAGCUUCAGUUGUCAGUUGCGUUUCACAUAUUACCCAUAUCUGGAUUUCAUGAAAAAUGUUUUUGUCAAAUCACCGGUUGCAGUGACGAAAUGAAUUGGGUUAUCCGAAA